Molecule: messenger RNA, 1287 nt
Organism: Eimeria mitis
Lineage: Eukaryota; Apicomplexa; Conoidasida; Eucoccidiorida; Eimeriidae
Source: RefSeq, a predicted model, not a curated record
AUGCGUAUCUCUGCGCCGAACGCGUUGAAGUCUGUGGCGCUGGUACUCUGCUGGUUUGGCUUGGUGCCAGAUCGUUUCGACCGCACCAGGAGUCUGUUGACGAUCGCCAGUGAAUUAGAAAGAACUGAUCCUCCACAGACAGAGACUGAUUCACCUUCUUCGACGGAGAACCUUCAAUAUGAGGGUUUGUUCGCACUUCCGGCUGACGGUGCGGAUCCGUUUGACGGAGUUUCUUUCCUAGCGAAUGCAGUAGCGUUGAAAAAGUCACACGUCGGCGAUGAGAUGCUGCAGAACAUGGCUGGACUGAUUCAGGAGCUAAUUCAUGAAGAGGCGCAUAAUAUACAGCAUCAGACGGACCUGUGGCUUAUUUCACAAACAAAAAUUGCAGUAGACACACUGCACAAGAAUCCAGCGGCAUUCCCGGCCACUGGAUAUUCCCUCCAGGAGGGAAGCAAUGGAGCGUUGUACGUGAAGGACGUAAUGAAUGAUGUAAUGGGAAUGGCCUUGCCUGGGCUGUCCGCUGCAACCCCUCCUGAAGACAGGAGAGGAGAUUUUCCCAUAGAUUUCGGCUACAACACGACCCACCAGCGCACUGUGAAGUUCUCUUUCGGUGAUUCGGAGGUGACCGUGGCUUGCGACAAAAUUCUGCACUCUGGAGCGACUGUCGGAGUGUCUCACGGCUCCUAUGCAGUUACGAUACACGGAAGCAACAACAGCAAAGAAGGCACAAAUGCCCCAGGGCCUCCUGUGGUGGACACUGGCCUCUCCCCCACCAACCCGAAUGAUAUCGUAUUCGGAGCACCGCCAAUGCCUCAAGCAAGGAUAAGUACUUCGGCAGGCCCAGGAUCCAUCGUAGCAUCAUAUCAAAACACGAGAAUAAAGUUCGACACGCACCCUGAAGGAAAGCGACACGGCGCCGAGUUCGGAAAUAACGACUUCGUUAUUGGAGUCACACGUGAUUUUGACGACAGAAUCAACAUCGUGAAACAUGAAGUCGGACCGUAUUCAAUUCUGCUAGAGACCGAUCUAGCAGAUGAUAAAGAUCAUGCAUAUUCGGGGAGGCUGACAGCCAAAACGCCACAGACCGGCCGCUUGGUAUUUGGCGGAGGGUUUGACGAAACAAAUUACCCAACGACGGCUCUUGCCCUUGAAGCAAGAGACAUGAGCAUCACAUUCAACGGAAAAAGAGGGGACCCUGGGUAUAAUGUGCGCAUUGGUCCCUUCGUUUUUGACGUAGUAUUGUCAAACGGGCUGCCUGAGUUCAUCCUCCGAGAAGUCAAGCCAUAA